GGCAAAACGUUUGGAUCUUUCGAAAACGGUGUUCUGGUCAAAUCCCAUCAUCACAACCAAACAGAACCACAACAUCGACACAAUACGUCGACCAUGGCAACCUCCAGCAAACACGCAGUAAUCCACCGUCGACUGUACCGUGCCCUGCUACGAGCCGUCAAGCCGUUUACGCCACCAUCUCCGAAUGCGGCCGUUCUGUCGUGUCUAUUACAUCGAUCGUUUAUUCCCGUGGAUUUGGACGAAGAACUGGCGCUCAAGUAUCGACGACGUGAUAGUCAACAACAACUGCGAUCCAGCAACUAUGAUUUAGAUUUGAUGGAAGAAGAAGAAGAUGAUGAGGAUGCCUUGCCACAACGGUUUGAUGCCCAUUUUCUGCUGUUUCGGAGGUUACUUUGGACGGUCUUUUCGGACUCGGACACGUACAAGUUUCAUCAUGACGGGGUGACCCGCAAUGAUGACAGUCCACCAUUUGCUCCGUGUUACUUUCAUCCUCAUCACGUCCAUCGACAACCCACCAAAUUGAGAGAUAUGAUUCGAAGAGAAUUCCGAACGCCCGACAUGGAAGCGUCGUCGUCGUCUUGUUCCGCUGCCUUUGCCAUGGAUGUGCGACGAGAAACGGCCUUUUUGGCACUCCGAAAACUCAAUGAAAAAUUGGCGUGGGCAAAGGAACUACAAGAGGAGCAGCAACGAGACGAGCCCAGUCACAACAAACAGGCGGCCAAACAUGUCGAACCUCUGAUUUGGAACGACGCUACCGAUAUUGCUUCUCUCUUGAAACCGGGUGUCUUUCUCGUGGCACAUCCUCACAUGACGGGAUUCUUUCGAAAAACCGUUAGUUGUAUACUGCAACAUCACGGCAAUGACAACCACAACAAAAACACUAAUGAGGAGGAUGAUAAUACUGACAAAGACAAGCAACAAGUCACUUUGGAAGGAACUUACGGAUUAAUUGUCAAUCGAGUCACACUCAAGGAUCCCAGCAAUAGCAGCGGCAGCAAUUUGCAGCCAUUAAACUUGGCCGAAGCACUGCCUCAUCUCCCAAAAGAUAUUCUCGCUUCUCUCGGUACGAUCCCCAUGAAAGAUGGGGGACCCGUUCACAUGCCCACCAUUCAAAUGGCUCAUACUAUUGGCAGCAGCAACGACGACAGUAACGACACGGAAAAAGACGGCGACGUUGGUGGAAUCCAAUUGCCAAAUGUCACUGGGUUGGAAGACGAAAAAGUUGUCGCGUACAAGGGGAAUAUCACAAAUGCGGCAGAGGCCGUGGCGUCGGGUACACUUGAUCGAGAUGAUGUAACCUUCUUUGUGGGAGCAAGCUGUUGGUAUCAAGGCCAGUUGGAAAGGGAAGUGGCAGAGGGAUGUUGGUUCCUCUGCCGUGGACCGCCGGAAAUCGUUGUUUCGGGAGCUUGUGAACAUCAUGAUCUGGCUGAAGAGGAGGAGGGAGAGUCACGACCCAGAGCAGAUUUGUGGUUAUCCAUGAUGUCUGCUUUUGGUCGAGAGGAAGCAAGGCUGGCACAUUGGACCAAUCCUAGCUUGACCACAGAAGACCAUAAAUAUGGUGCUCCUUGCGAUGAAUUCUAGCUAGCUAACAGUAGAUCCUGGCUGGAGGUAAUUCCGGAAACUUGCUACUAGUAGAAACAGACCUUCGACUGUC
Molecule: messenger RNA, 1654 nt
Organism: Seminavis robusta
Lineage: Eukaryota; Bacillariophyta; Bacillariophyceae; Naviculales; Naviculaceae
Source: the annotation of a GenBank genome assembly